AGCUCACAGCGGAGGUAGGGGCAUAUUAAACCUUUUGGCAUUGGAGUACCAUAUUCUCAAACACCUGGAUACAAUAUGGGGACAACUACCUGUCUGCUCAUGACACUGUGUCUGGGAAUUGUCAGUGUGUCCUGUGAAGGGUUACUGCAUCGGCAGAAAAGAAUCUGGAUCAUAGAAAGUUUUAAGGUUGAGGAGGGGUGGCACGGACCUUAUCCUUACAUGCUGGGUAAAAUUGAGACUGAAAAAGAGUUCCAGGUAGGUUUCCAUUUGCGUGGUCAAGGAGUUGAUUUGGAACCCAAGGACAAACUGUUCAUUGAAACAACAACCGGGGAAGUGUUUGUUAAUGGAGAAUUAGACUACGAGUUUUGUAGUGUACUCAAGUUGACAUUUGAGGCCAAAGAUAAGUUUGAUAAAACAUUGAACUCACGACUUGGUGUUGAGGUGGAGAUUCUAGACAUCAAUGACAACCCACCUGUUUUCCAGCCCAGCAAACACACUGUCAACCUGAAAGAAAAUGUCUCACAAGGAGAAGUUCUGACAGUUGUAAGAGCAACAGAUGAAGAUAGAAAAGACACAAACAAUGGCACCUUUGAUCUGAAGAUUGUCUCCAUCAACCCAAAACCCCCAGAGGACCUGGAGUUUUUCCUUGAGCAACAAGAUACAACAGGAACAAUUAAAUUCAAAGGGUGUUUGGACCAUCCGAAAUCAGAUACAUACACCAUCCUGGUGGAGGCUAAAGACCGUGGAGAGAUGGUUCAGCUUUCCAGCACCUGCACAGUCAUCAUCAAUAUAGAGGACGGAAACAACCAUCCGCCUACCUUCACUGGACAAACGGGUGUAGGAAGCAUCAAGGAGAGAGACAGUGGUGUGGAAGUACUUCGGCUUCAGGUUUCAGACCAAGAUACCAAGGGUACUCAAGCAUGGAAGGCCAGGUAUACAAUCCAUGGAGACAAGGACCAGAACUUCAGAAUCACCACUGACCCGAAAACAAAUGAAGGGGUGUUGUUGGUAGAAAAGCCUCUGGACUAUGAGGAGGGCUCUGUGAGAAACGUGUCAGUUAGUGUUGAGAAUGAGGAACCAUACUUCUCCUGUAAGGUCAAUAGACGUCCUCCCAAAGGCUUGUGGGAUGUGGAAACUUCAAUAGGGCAUCCACCACUGUUCCGCCAGGUGACCAUUAGGGUGGAGGACGUCAACGACCCGCCAAUCUUCACCCCAGCUGUUAAAAAUGUGUCAGUGGAUGAGAACGUGGCAGUGGGCUGGUACCUGGAGACAUUAACAGCCAAAGACUUGGACCGGAGCUAUGCCAACACCUUCUUGUACAUGAAAGGAAAUGACCCAGCCCAAUGGGUGGCAGUAGACGCAAAGACUGGUAAAAUAACCACUACUAAAAUCUUAGAUCGAGAGUCUCCUUACGUGAAGAAUGAUGUCUAUCAAGUGACAGUGUUUGCCGUUGAUGAUGGCAAGCCGCCCAUGACUGGAACCGGAACGCUCAACAUCCACCUAAAGGACCGGAACGACAACCUUCCACAGUUGGAGAUGACCACUAUGGGCAUGUGUCUGUCAGAUGAACCCUCAAAGGUCAACAUCACAGCCUACGACCUGGAUAAAGAUCCCUACAGUGGACCCUUCAGAUUUCAGCUCCUGGGGGAUGAUGUCAAGGGCAAGUGGAGUAUUAACCCCAACCAUGGCUACACAGUGACCCUGGUGAAAGAGAACACAGUGUAUGCAGGUCACCAUCAGUUGGUGCUAGAGGUGUUUGACCAGCAGGAUCAGGGUGUGCGCCACAACCUGACAAUCACUGUGUGUGCAUGCGUUGGCACGUAUCAAUGCAGUAUGCAAAGGUCCAGUGGAGCCAACAUUGGAGUGAGCGCUGUAGUGAUUUUCAUGGCUGCCAUUCUGCUAUUACUAGGUAUUCUACUGUUGGCCUUCCUGAUGACCUGUAAGAGCAAACUAAUGCCGAUCCCAAUAAAUGAAGACUCUGCUGAACAUCUCAUCAAAUUUAACAUUGAGGCUCCAGGAACUGAUUGCAUGGUGCCUACUACUAUCACACAAGUGGACAACAAAGUGGACACCAAAGUUACUUAUGAACAUAACCAAACGUCAUCGGCUUUUCCACCAUCUUGGCAAGUACCAUCAGAGUAUGAUGUCAACAGAAAUACACGGCAUUCCUCAUUUCAACGAGGAACAUGUCUGCGACAGAAGAUGCACUCGAUGCAGGUUCCAGGAGAAGAGCUAGGAGACUAUGCCCCCCACCCUUAUGCUGAAGAAGGGGACCUAGAAACAGACCACCAACUUGACGCAAUCUCCAUCCCUGACACCCCCUUCGACCAGGACACACUCCUCUACUUGGGCCCCAGGUUCAACAACCUGGCCUCUAUCUGCAAAAUUCCGGACCUCAGCACAUUCUGAGCCCACUUCAUUCUCCCCAGGCCAAGAAGCUCUGCUAGGACUGGCUAGUUGGCACCUGUAUAACAGGUUAAGUGACUGGCCAAUUUCAUGGGUGAUCAACUGAAAUAAUUUGUCUCCCAUCUGAUGACUGUGGUAUCUGUCUGUAGCUCUUGUUCUCCCGAACAACUAAUAUCUGGAUGCCACGAGGCAGUCGCCACCCCGAUGCUGGUGAAGGCCAGCCACACAACUCACUAUAGCAUAUCAUCUAAGGUGAGGAUAUCAUCUUAAAUGACUUUAACGGUCAUACUGAAAUAAUACUCAUGUCUGUUUGUCCCUCAUUACAUUGGGCUGUACCUGACAAAAAUGUUUGGGGUCUACGGGAUUCGGCUGAUAUCACUGAAUAAUCGAAAUGUGAAACUUUUUUUUUCUCACACUGUUAAAUUUUAAAACCUGUGACUGACUUUUAUCACAAAAAUGCAUUUGGCAUCUAACACACUGAAUUGGAAUUCCCCAAUUUUGUAUUUUCAUUGUGACAGAACAUUUGUUUGAAGGGAUUUUUGGCAGUAUUUUACUAUGACAUUUAGGGUUCUACAGGCAUUUCUGUAAUAAAUAUCAUGGUGUUUUGUUUCUGAAAUCACCACACUCUCAGCUAAAAUUAAGAAUACAUCACAACAGACUCCUGAGACACUUAUGACAUUAUAUGUGUUGAAAAGGCAAAACAAAAUGUAAUAUGCAAUUUUUUGUGAUAAAAAUAAUGGUAAACCAUAAUGAAGUUACAGUGUGUUUCAAUUACAUAUUUUAGUUCCCCCAUGCCUUUACUCACCAUAACAGUGUUUUGGGGUCAAACUAAUCAAUACAAAUAAUACAACAAUGUAAAUUUUUUGGGAUGCUAGAAAAAGGUUAUUUACCCUAACACUGAAAUCAAACAAUAUUUCCAAACUUGAUAGCUGCAGUGUUGUAUUAACACCAAAGAGCCAACAGAGGGCAGUAAGGGAUGUUGUACAUACAUCUUGUUAUCAGAACAGUAAGCUACUAACUACUUUCCAAUAACCAUGAAUAUUCCUGUAUUGGGGUUUGCAGAAAAAACACUUCUCAUCUCAAAAACUACAUCUCAUCUCAUCAUCUCAUCUUCAUCCGCUUAUCCGGUAUCGGGUCGCGGGGGCAGCAGCUCCAGCAGGGGACCCCAA
This is a messenger RNA of Esox lucius (northern pike), 3575 nucleotides long. It is a transcript of the gene cdh26.2, whose product is annotated as cadherin-2. Gene Ontology annotation, molecular function: calcium ion binding; cadherin binding. The record is from RefSeq and is a predicted model, not a curated record. Lineage: Eukaryota; Metazoa; Chordata; Actinopteri; Esociformes; Esocidae. Gene Ontology annotation, cellular component: catenin complex; adherens junction; plasma membrane. Gene Ontology annotation, biological process: cell morphogenesis; homophilic cell-cell adhesion; multicellular organism development. Bases 76 to 2409 code for a protein of 777 amino acids. The transcript is spliced from 15 exons.